Staurois parvus is the source of this 274-nucleotide messenger RNA. NCBI's taxonomy places the organism in Eukaryota, Metazoa, Chordata, Amphibia, Anura, Ranidae. The record is from the annotation of a GenBank genome assembly.
GUGAUCUGGGCACAGGUGGGCGGAGCUAGUGGGCGCACUGCUGGGCACAGGUGGGGCGGAACUUGCGGGUGGCACUGCUGGGCACCGAUCAUCAGGGCACUGAUCAUCAGUGCCCUGAUGAUCGGUGCCGAUCCCCGCUCUGACAACUGCUGGGCCCAUAAGUGACACCCAGCAGUGACCUAGCAGUGCAACCCACCUGUGCCCUGCAGUGCCGCCUAUCAGUGUAGCCUGUCAAUGCCGCCUCUCAGUGCCUCCUAUCAGUGCCACCUCAUUA